AUGAAUGCCAUUGAGAUCUCUUUUGGGAUUGUGAUUCUGUUACAAUUCAGCAUUGGAGUCUCAGUAAAUAUGUUUUCCCUCCUAUUUUAUACUUGCAUGGUCUCUGACAGGUACAAGCUUAGCUCAUCAGACUUACUUCUCACCCACCUUAUUUUGGCUAACACUGUAAUGCUCUUCACCAGUGGAAUCUCAGAGACCAUGCAUGCUUGGGGAUUGAGAGAUUUCCUGGACAACGUUGGCUGUAAAAUUAUCAUGUACCUUUAUCGAGUGGCCAGGGGCCUUGCCAUCUGCACCACCUACUUCCUGAGUAUCUUCCAAGCCAUCACCAUCAGCCCCAGCACUUCCCAAUGGGCAGGAAUCAAAACCAAAUUUCCCAAGUACAUCCUCCCCUCCUGUAUCCUCUCUUGGAUCCUCAAUAUGCUAGUGGAAAUUGAUGUACUGAUAUAUAUGACAGGACCCCAGAACAGCAGCAGUGUUUGGAUUAUAUUAGAUCUCAAAUAUUGCUCCAAAGCCAGUGCCAGUGCAGAAAUUGCCUUGAUGAUUGUGACUGUUCGUUCUCUCCGGGAUGUGUUCUUCGUCGGACUCAUGAGUGCAGCAAGCAGCUACAUGGUGUUCAUCCUGCACAGACACCACAGACGAGUCCAGCACCUUCGCAGACCCGGCCACUCCACUAGGAUGAUGCCUGAGGUCCAAGCAGCCAGAAGAGUCAUUGCUCUGGUGACUCUCUAUGUCCUCCUGUAUGGGCGUCAGUCGAUUGUGCUGAGCAUUUUACUGAAUAUGAAAGAAAAGUCUUCUCUGCUAGUAAAUAGCCACAUGGUUUUUUCACUCACCUUUGCAACUGUUAGUCCAAUCCUGAUGAUUAUUAAUGACAGGAGGAUACAUACUAUUUGGAAAAGGGAACCUCCUGUUUCCAAUACAGAUAUUUCAUAG
Molecule: messenger RNA, 930 nt
Organism: Ornithorhynchus anatinus (platypus)
Lineage: Eukaryota; Metazoa; Chordata; Mammalia; Monotremata; Ornithorhynchidae
Product: vomeronasal 1 receptor ornAnaV1R3147
Exons: 1
Coding region: 1-930 (309 amino acids)
Biological process (GO): G protein-coupled receptor signaling pathway
Cellular component (GO): membrane
Molecular function (GO): pheromone receptor activity
Source: RefSeq, marked inferred